Molecule: messenger RNA, 1325 nt
Organism: Rhinichthys klamathensis goyatoka
Lineage: Eukaryota; Metazoa; Chordata; Actinopteri; Cypriniformes; Leuciscidae
Gene: rab33ba
Product: RAB33B, member RAS oncogene family a
Exons: 2
Coding region: 249-968 (239 amino acids)
Biological process (GO): Rab protein signal transduction
Cellular component (GO): endosome; Golgi apparatus
Molecular function (GO): GTPase activity; GTP binding
Source: RefSeq, a predicted model, not a curated record
ACGUACGUGGCUACAGACCCAAACAGACAGAGGACUCCGCCAGGAAUGCAUCAGCAAAAUGUACAGUGUACCGGUCAAUACGUCAAAGACACUCACCAACGUUUAAAUCUCUGAGUUUUGCACAUGAAGCUUGAGGUGAAGGGCUGAAGGCUAAGCGAAGGCUGCGUUUGAAUCACUUAUCUGACCUGUUAGUACAUUUUCACUGUGUCAGUCUGCAAGAGGCACUUGUUUCUUUAUAGGAAGACAGCAUGGCAGAUAUCGAGUCCUCAUUUGAAUUUAGCUCAUCUUUGACCAGCUCUUCGCUGCCUCCCCCACGGACUCGAAUCUUUAAAAUCAUCGUGAUCGGUGAUUCUGGAGUUGGCAAGACUUGCCUCACCUAUAGAUUCUGUGCGGGCAAGUUUCCAGACAGGACUGAGGCCACUAUCGGGGUGGAUUUUCGGGAGAAGGUUAUUGAAAUAGACGGCGAGAAAAUCAAGGUCCAGUUGUGGGACACCGCAGGCCAGGAGCGCUUCCGUAAGAGUAUGGUGCAGCACUACUACCGCAACGUCCACGCUGUGGUGUUUGUCUACGACGUCACUAAUGCUGCUAGUUUCCGUAGCCUUCCGGCAUGGAUUGAGGAGUGCCGUCAGCAUGCCCUGGGGCAGGAGGUGCCCAGAAUCCUGGUCGGCAACAAAUGCGACCUGCGCCACGCCGCACAAGUGAGCACUGACGUAGCACAGCAGUUUGCCGAUGCACACUCAAUGCCUCUGUUCGAGACCUCUGCCAAAAACCCCUACGGAAACGACGAUGGCAGUCGGAAUAACAGUGACCACGUAGAGGCCAUUUUUAUGACUGUGGCGCACAAGCUGAAAUCUCAAAAGCCGCUGAUAUUAAGCCAGCCACCUUCCGGAUCAGGAGAUACUGUCACUCUCAGGAGGCAGGAUGAGGAGGACAGGGGAAGUUGGGGCUGUGGUUGUUGGAGGAGCUAAUGAAGUACACGUUUAAAGGAGGAGGCACCUCUUUACAGAACGGAGAUGACGAAAGGUAAAGCACUUUUUAGAGAAGCAGAUUUAGAGGUGCUUUUGUGUUCUCUGUGAAGCGGAACUCCAGGAUUGAGGACACAGGAACAUUUAUUCUCAAGAUUUCUUAGUGUGUCUGACGUGCAGAAUAUGGCCAUUAUUUAAAGGGUAGACGACUUUAGGAAAACGUUUCUCCAACACUCAUCAGAGGCUUUGACAAGUUGCAUGUAGGCCAACCUACCUUACAUAUACAAGCUUCAUAUGCCACUGCCAAACACUUUCACUAGAUUUACCUACUAGUUUAAUCGGUUAUGCAGUUCCGCAGUG